This is a messenger RNA of Thrips palmi, 2408 nucleotides long. Its product is annotated as sodium- and chloride-dependent taurine transporter-like. The record is from RefSeq and is a predicted model, not a curated record. Gene Ontology annotation, biological process: sodium ion transmembrane transport. NCBI's taxonomy places the organism in Eukaryota, Metazoa, Arthropoda, Insecta, Thysanoptera, Thripidae. Gene Ontology annotation, cellular component: membrane.
CGAACCUGGAGAGGGGAACCAGGAUAGGCUGGGCAGGCUGGGCCGGUCCCCGUCCAGCACAGCCUCCCGUGCUGGCGGGGUCGCUGCACGUGGCCGUGGUGCUGUACACUGCCGACACCGUCCUCGUCCCGGUGGAGCCCGAGUAGAGCGACAUGGCCGCCCAGCGCGCCGACGUCCAGCUCGCGCCGCUGGACGGCAAGAAGGCCGCCACGCCGGCGGAGACGAGCCAUGGGCAGGGCGCGGAGUACGACCGCGAGAAGUGGAACAAGCCCAUCGAGUUCGUGCUGUCCGUCAUCGGCUUCGCCGUGGGGCUCGGCAACAUUUGGCGGUUCCCCUACCUCUGCUACAAGAACGGCGGGGGCGCCUUCCUCAUCCCUUACUUCUGCUGCCUCAUCGCCGGCGGCGUGCCCAUCUUCUUCCUGGAGGUCGGCAUCGGCCAGAUGACCAGCCAGGGCGGCAUCACCGUCUGGGACAUCUGCCCCGUGUUCAAGGGCAUCGGCUACGGAACCACCAUCAUCUGCUUCCUGCUCAACGUGUACUACAUCGUGAUCCUGGCCUGGGCCGCGCACUUCUUCUACUACUCGUUCUCGGCGACGCUGCCCUGGGCGUCGUGCUCCAACGCGUGGAACACGGCGCGCUGCUUCACCGUGGCGAACCGCACGGCGCCGGGCCGCGUGGACGCCGUGGUCGAGUACUGGGAGCGCAAGGUGCUGGGCCUGAGCUCGGGCAUUGACGACCCCGGCGGCCUCCAGUGGGAACUCGCCAUCUCGCUGUUCGUCGUGUGGCUGCUGGUCUACUUCUGCGUGUGGAAGGGCAUCAAGUCCUCCGGCAAAGUCGUCUACUUCACCGCCACCUUCCCCUACGUGAUGCUGACCGUGCUGCUGAUCCGCGGCGUGACGCUGGAGGGCGCCCUGGACGGCAUCAUCUUCUACCUCAAGCCGGACUUCAGCAAGCUGCUCGAGGCGCAGGUCUGGAUUGACGCAGGGACGCAAAUCUUCUUCUCGUACGCCAUCGCGCUGGGCUGCAUGACGGCCCUGGGCUCGUACAACCACUACAACAACAACUUCGUGCGGGACUGCAUCUUCAUCUCGGCCACCAACAGCCUGACCAGCCUGUACUCGGGCUUCGCCAUCUUCAGCGUGCUGGGCUUCAUGGCGCAGGAGUCGGGCGUGCCCAUCGCGCAGGUGGCCGAGUCCGGCCCCGGCCUCGUGUUCAUCGCCUACCCGAAGGCGGUUACGCAGAUGCCGAUGGCGCCGCUGUGGUCCGCCCUCUUCUUCUUCAUGAUCAUCCUGAUGGGGCUGGACUCGCAGUUCGUGGGCGUGGAGGGCUUCAUCACGGCGCUCGUCGACCUGUUCCCCGGGACGCUGCGGCGCGGCCACCGCCGGGAGGUCUUCAUCGCCAUCGUCAGCGCCGUCAGCUUCCUCAUCGGCCUCUUCAUGGUGACCAGGGGUGGAAUGUACCUGUUCCAAGUGUUCGACUACUUUGCCGCCAGCGGGAUGGUUCUGCUGUGGUUCUGCUUCUUCGAGUGCAUCGCCGUUGCCUAUGGCUACGGCGCAGAGCGCUUCUACCAAGACAUCACCGACAUGAUUGGCUGCAUCAGUCCGUGGUUGAAGGCUUGCUGGCUCGUGCUCACCCCCAUCGUCACCAUGGGCAUCCUGGUGUUCUCAGUCAUCUCCGCGCCGCCUCUGACCUACAACCGGACCUACCACUACCCCGCCUGGGCCCUCGUCUUGGGCUGGUCCAUGGCCCUCGUGUCCAUGGUCACAAUACCAAUUUACUUCUUUUUCUACUUGUUCUCAAGACCUGGGAAAACUUUAAAAGAGAAAUGGAAAGAGGCACUCACUUCAAAGACGGAGCAGCAGGUGGCAUAGAAGUGUCUCUUAACAGGUACAUUGUAAAAAAUAAAAACGCAGUAUCCACAACACUGAAUCCACCUCAAGAUAACUAGUCAUAAUUCACAGAAGUUACAACAUGAACCAGUGAAACUUCAAUCUAACAUAUAUCACAUCAGUACAAGAGGUACACAAGAGUCAAAUCAGCUAUUUCUGCAAUUAGGCAACAAAUGGCAUGGAAGGUAGAUCAGGGGCACAGACUUGGUGCACCAAAAGUACGUCCUGGUAACUUUUUUUAAUAAUUUGUAAAAAAAAUUACUAAUACUGGUUUUAAAACAAUGUUUUAAAGCUAAAUAUGAUGGUCUAACCCAAAUACACCACAGUAGAAAAAUAGUACGUAGUAAAGUUCUUUAAAUGCAGAAAAUAGAGGAAUGAGGCAAAAUUUAAAAACAAUAAAAGUUGCAGUAGUACCCGAUAUAAAAUAGAUAAUAGUACAUUCCUUGUUCAUUCUUACAUCAUCACACAUUUGAUUUGAAGAACCCCAUCCCAUCCCCAAAACUGAGUAUGAAAGUUUCA